UUAGUUGAAAUUUUGCUUUCGUUUUCGACUGAUUGUAACGCGCUCACGGGUGUUAGUAUUUUGUAUCUGUCGCGCGACGGCCACAAAGUGUUUGCUCUCACUACCGUGUGUUGUGUAUUUUCAGUCCAAACAUUCACGAAUCAUGUUCAUUUCAUGACAUGUUCUCGUUGCUCUCUACAACUCGAUUUCUUCCUUCUCAAAGACCCAACACUUCGACAAAACCGAAAAACGUGCGCUAAUUCCCAAAUAUUCGAACACAAUAAUUUUUUUAACCAAGUGAACAGACCAGAAAAUUCAAAUAUAUAAUCAUCAAAGUGUUAUUCGUAUAAUUUUUUUUUGUUUCACUGUCAAUCAAUCGAUUUAGAUUUUUAUCAUUUACGGAAAUACUUAAGAAUUUUAAAAUCGAUAAGUGCAGUAUUUCUCUGAUUUAUCGCAAACCAUUGCAAAAACUCAGUUGUGCAUGUGUGUAAUACUGAUUACGGUAUUUGUUUUGACGUUAAAUAACUGUAAAUAUCGUUACGUUAUCGGUAUUAAGGAUAUCACCAUUAUAUUACACGCGAUCAUCUAAAAUAUUGUGCGAUUUGAUACGUCAUACGUUUGAUAGUGUGUGUAUGUUCCCUUUGUCAUUCUCUUUCAAUUGAAAUCGAACGGACCAAGAAGACGAAAAUAGUACAAAUUUGUGUGUUUUGAUGAGGAAAAUUAGUUCAGUGCAUACAUGUGCAAACGGAAACUAGCCACCUUUUAAAUCAUCAUUCACAACAAUUUACGGUCAACACUCAGUCAUUAGAUCGAGACGCACAUGGUUUUUUUUUCGCUAACACAAUGGCUCAUGAUAUCUUCAUUGUACGAAUGUGUGCAAAAUAUUAAUAAGAAGAAUAAAAGAAGAAAUCGAUUUUUGAUGUUUUCACAAAUGUGCUGAAAUUGUAGCCUGAAAUGAUCGAGAAUAAAUUUGAGAAAAACUGAUGACGGCCUUCAAGUUAGCUAGUUAAAUAACAAUAGAGCGCGACGAUAUCGUUGUUGUUUUUCUUUCGAUUCUCGCAUUUUGCUUUUCUCAACAAAAAAUAAUUUGCUGCUGCUGUAUAAAAAAACGAAAUCUUGAAUGUGAUUAUUUGAAGAUAAAAGAUUUUUUUUAACAAAAAUAAAACAAACUAACUUAAAAUGCUUAAAGAACUCCCGUCAACUGAUAGUUCAUCACCAACAGCCGAUCAUUGCUGUGGUGGUUGUGGUCGUUCCAUUCGAGAUCGAUUUUACCUCCUGGCUGCUGAUCGAUCGUGGCAUGGUUCGUGUUUGCGAUGCUUUCGUUGUUCUCAACCGCUUGAUUCUGAGCUCAGUUGUUUUGCCCGCGAGGGAAAUAUUUACUGCAAAGAAGAUUAUUAUCGAUUGUUUUCAUCACGACGAUGUGCUCGAUGUGGUACCGGGCUCAGUUCAUCAGAAUUGGUAAUGCGUGCACGAGAUUUGGUGUUUCAUGUUGGCUGUUUUUGCUGCAUACUUUGUGGCAUUCAUUUGAGUGCCGGCGAUACAGCAGCUGUACGAGAAGGACGCGUAUUUUGCAGUGAACAUUAUGAUGCUGAUGUUUUGAGCGAGUCGAAUUCACUAUCGCCACCAUUUUUUACGGGUACCACCAAUGGUACUGCACAAAAGGGUCGACCACGAAAACGCAAACUAAUGAUAAAUCACCAUCAAAAUGAUCCUCUUAAUUUAGGAACGGCAAUGCAAAUGGAUUUGAUGCACACGGAUUUACAGACAACGUCAUUGGAUCUGAACUAUGACGGUAGUCAAUCGCCUGGCUCUGGCGGUAGUUUAACGCAACAAGCGCGCAAUAAACGGAUGCGAACCUCAUUCAAACACCAUCAAUUGCGAACGAUGAAAUCGUAUUUUGCCAUUAAUCAAAAUCCGGACGCAAAGGAUCUUAAACAAUUGUCACAAAAAACGGGUCUGUCGAAACGUGUUCUCCAGGUGUGGUUCCAAAAUGCACGUGCAAAGUGGCGACGGAAUGUGAUGAGGCAUGAUGGCAACCAAACGGGCAAUCCAACGUCUGGUACACCGUUAACACCUUUGACUAUUGGCGGACCGCCAAGUGUUCAAUCGACAUCCAGUAGUAACAUUGAUACAUCCGGAAUGACACCAUCUCAUGCACUCGAAGAGAUGCACCAUUUAACAUUUUCUGAGCUUUAUUAAUCCAAUUGUGUUGCGUACAGGCGCCGUACAUUGCAUCGUCCAUUCGUCCAACAAUACAACAUUUUAUGCGACUCAAAUCGCUAAUUCCAACACAUAAAAGAAUUACAAAAAAAAACAAACUAUUCCUAUAUCAACACAACAAACAAAAGAAAAAUCUAAUACUAAAACUAUUUAAUUAUGAGUAUGUGUAAGUGUACAUUUAUAACUGUAAUUAAAAGGAAAAAAAAAACAAAAUAUGCGUAUUUUUUGCAUUAGGUAUUUAAAAGAAUAAACUAGCACAUUAAUGGCAACAAAAUGGUUAGUAUUGUGUUUAAAUUAGAGUUUUGUGUACACCACAGCGUGUUUGAAUAUUGAAAACACACACAAAGAGAUAAAGAAGAAAACAUAAACAGUAAAAAGAAAUUUACAGAAUACUACAAAUGUGAAUCCCUAAGUAAUUUAUUUAUUUUUAAGUUUUCAAAUUAUAAAAGCCAUAUGCAAACGAUAUUGACGUUGCAAUGACUUUUUUUUGGUUUGGUAUU
Molecule: messenger RNA, 2699 nt
Organism: Contarinia nasturtii (swede midge)
Lineage: Eukaryota; Metazoa; Arthropoda; Insecta; Diptera; Cecidomyiidae
Product: LIM/homeobox protein Lhx9-like
Exons: 7
Coding region: 1159-2178 (339 amino acids)
Biological process (GO): neuron differentiation; regulation of transcription by RNA polymerase II
Cellular component (GO): nucleus
Molecular function (GO): DNA-binding transcription factor activity, RNA polymerase II-specific; RNA polymerase II transcription regulatory region sequence-specific DNA binding
Source: RefSeq, a predicted model, not a curated record